AGCUUUCAAACGUGAGACUUCUAGCCUACAUCUAAUUUCCCACAGCAUCCAGUAUUCCGUAGUGUAUCACAGCACAGGUGAGCUCCUCCCUAAAAUAAGCAGGCGCUUCCAUUAUGCUCUUGUGCUUCUGGCGGAUGCAUUGCAGCACAGGUGUUGCACGGAUUCGUUUUUUUCUUCUAGUACCACGAAAUGCAAACAACAUAUUCGCAAUUAAUAUGGGGGGACGUUCAUUGACCCUAGAGGGUCAGACGAGAGGAAAUCUCAACACUUUUCUCUACAGUUUGGUUGAAUUUUGCGUCGAUUCAGUCACUACCUGUUUCUCUCAUGGCGCAGACAAACUUUGCGUCCCCGUCGGUCUCAGCUUCCUGUCUGCGCUGCUUUUACUGCUGUCAUGCUUUCUGCUCGUGUAUCAGAGGUGCACAUUUCGGGGAGGGAAUCCAGGAGAAACCAUCACUUUCCUCUACAGCCUCAUCGGUAACAUGUGCAGCACAAUUGGAGCCAUUCUUUCCAGACAGCUGCAUAUUCAGAUUUUGAUGGGUGCUUUUGCUGCUGCUAUGGAUGCUGUCAGUUUUAUGACAUGCGGUUUCCCUGUGCUCCUGUGCUGGAACUCAAAGGCAGAAAGGAGGCUGAGGAUGAAGAGGGGGCGGAGGAGGCAGCACCUACUUGCUGUGUGUGUAUUGAUGGUGGUUGCAGGAGGUUUUCUGAAGUCCAUGGUGACCCAGCCAGCAGACAGACCUCUUAGCGUGAGGAGACUGCUGCAUGCCACCCUGCAAGACAACACUGAAAUCCUGGGUUACAUGCUUGGUCUGCUGUCCUGUGUGAUCACCUGUACCUCCAGGUUCCCUGCACUCUGCAGAGUAUACAGAGGACGGAUGUUGACCGGGGCCUACGUGUUCUCUGGACUGCUGUGCUCACUGGCUGGUGCGCUCUAUGCUGCUGCCAUACUCCUCUACGACACUCAGUUUGCGUUUCUCUUAAGAGUCAUCCCGUGGCUGCUAUCAGCAAUAUGCUGUGUCAUCCUGGACCUUCUUAUUCUUGUCAUCUAUUGGUGGAAGAGAGGGACCAGACAGCAGCUUACCACUUUUUCUUUAGAUACAGAGAGCCUUUUAGGUGGCUCGGGCUUCCCCCAUGAGGAUAACGCUGUCAUGAAGAGACAGAGAAAACAGCAAGUUCAUUCAUCAGCACGAACAAAAACAGAAAAUGUCCAGAAGAUGACUGAGAUGGGCCAUUAUAUGGAUGUCAGUGUUCAACCUGCAAAAAAAGAGGUGAAGUUGUCCAAGGAGGAUGUGGAGGACUGGCCUCUCAACAGGACGGUGCAAGUCGACAGUUUCUGCUCUUCAGAUAACUCCUGUGACUCUUCACAAGUCAGCUCAGAUCUGGAGUGGGAUUUUGAAGAGGCAAAUGCCCAGUGGAGUGAACCAAUAGCAAAACAGGAGGGGGAUAAGUUUCCACAUCAGGAAUGGCCAACAAAUCCCAAACCCUUUAACAUCUGCACCUGUGCCAUGUUUAGACUCCCACAGAAAACUCUGUCUGGUACAGAAGAGGGAGAAGAGGUCUCCUCUGCAAGCUUGGCAAAAUGACAGACAUGUCAUUGUUGUUAGUGAUGUGUUACACAUCUGGUGCAUUAAUUUGAAGGGAAAUAAAAAGUGUAAACACUGA
Sander lucioperca (pikeperch) is the source of this 1659-nucleotide messenger RNA. RefSeq names its product transmembrane protein 44 (gene tmem44). The record is from RefSeq and is a predicted model, not a curated record. Lineage: Eukaryota; Metazoa; Chordata; Actinopteri; Perciformes; Percidae.